This is a messenger RNA of Fimicolochytrium jonesii, 1074 nucleotides long. RefSeq lists its product as uncharacterized. The transcript has a single exon. The record is from RefSeq and is a predicted model, not a curated record. Bases 1 to 1074 code for a protein of 357 amino acids. Lineage: Eukaryota; Fungi; Chytridiomycota; Chytridiomycetes; Spizellomycetales; Powellomycetaceae.
AUGAACACAGACAUAUUCGCCGCUCUCAGGGCCCCGACGCUUCCCUUGGAGCUCAUACCGCUUAUCUUCAGCUACUCGGCAAAGAGGGAUCAGAUGCAAAUGCUGCUCGGAUGUCGCACCUGGCACACGCUGCUGAUUGAAAACCUGUAUGCACGGAUACGCAUAGUGAACGAGAAGCGGCUUGACAUGCUGUUCAAAACGCUCGUGGUUCGACCGGAGCGCUUUUCGUGGAUCAAGAGUUUCGAACUGGGAAAUGGACCCCGUCCCGCAGACGAAGACGACAGACGCUGCGGCCCGCUGGCUGUUGCGCAACUCCAUACCGUUCUCCUUAUGACGCACCUCGAACAGAUAACCUUCACCCUCCAUACGCAAAAAAGUCAUCACGAAGACAAGUAUACUUUUGGAUGGAACCGAGGGCGGAUGUUCUUCGGAUUUCCCGAGUUCGAGCUAGACGAGUAUGGUUUAGGCGAAGAUAGCCUUAGAAGUCUUCUGAAAACACUCUCCUGGCGGUACGCAAAUGAGACCGUACACGUCGACAGCAAGCAACUGCCGCCCAUCGCCCUGCCCCAUUUCCCGUGCCUAAUGAAGGUCACAGGAAACGCCGAUGAUUUGAUCAACGAUCGAUUUUGGCGGGUCCCGGCCGUCACACGCCUUCAAGUACAUGCGAGUUAUGAGUUUCACGAGCAUGAUGCCAGGGAGCUGUUCUCGGAUCUUCCAGAAACAAUAUGCUCCUUGGACGUGGAAUUUUGGGGGGUUCCAUUAGUGCUCCCGAAAUGGUCCAAUCGGAUGCCCAUCCGGGUACUCAGAUAUCUUAUUCCGCUUCUGACUGUAACGAAUGCGAUGGCAACAGCGUGGGAGGCAGAACUCAUGCAUUACAAUGGAGGCGGCGUGUUGGAGAUUGUCGCCAAUGGCAGUGUUAAGACGGCUACGGGCUACGAGGCAGCCAUGGUGGGUCUUGUGCGCAUAGCGGAAAGAAGCAAAAAAUUCCACGACGUCUGCCUCAGGUGGAUACCGAUCCACUAUAACGAUUCAGGCUCGAUCCGCUAUGAUCAAGGGUGGAGCUACGCGGAUUAG